AUGAGUGAACGUGUAGGUAGAAGAAAAUCGCAUAGAUGGGUAUCUGUUUCGAAGGGUAACUAUGAUGGUGCGGACUGGGAAAGUGAUUAUUCAGGAGAUGAGUUAGAUGCUUCUCCUAAAAGACAAGGAACAAUCAAUAAAUUACCUGACCUACCAAAGCUGAAUACAGUUGAUCAGGCAGAGUUACACGAUGGUUGUUUUGGACAAAUCAGUCGAUCAAAUACUGUAGUGAAGACUAGUGGUGCUGCUGCUGCGAGUGCUGCUGCUGCGAGUGCUGCUAGUAGUACACCGAAGAUACUAUCGCCCAAUGAGAGUAUUAUUUCGCCCACUCUGAUAAAUACAUUGGAAACUCCAAGGAACUUAUCGCGUUCAAGGUUAUCUUUGAAAUCGGCUACUAGGUCGUCGCAUGUUGUUAACAGAGAUCUGGAUUCGUUGAUGGAUGAAAUAUCCAAGGAAAUGACAUCAAGGAAGUCACCUUUGGAUAAUUUGGAGCCUCCUCUGGAACCACCUGUUGAUUUCAAUCGACUUGUACGGUCUAACAGUAGUGGGGCACAAUCUGUUACGGGGUCGGAAAAAUCUUCAGCUCUCCCUUAUGUUAAUGCGGACAAUGAGACUGGUUCUACUGAUGGGUCGUUUAACAAAUUCACGGAUGUUGUGCCAGGCCUGGAAAGCAAGAGUGAUGACGAAGGUGAUUACGAAGUUAGGAAGGAAGGCUAUUUCUCUGCCUAUGAUAUUCAGGAGGAGAUAUCCGGUCAAGUUGCAGCGAAUGCUCAUAACUCCGUGGUAGCCUUGGAGCGAUACGAUGAGGACGCUCCUCAUCCAGCAGCAGGGGAUGAUACUAUUGAUGCAGGUCUCCAACCCCCAACCCAUGAAAAAGAAGUUACUUCGAUUGUUUUUAAGUAUCAAGGUUUGCAAGAUAGUGAUGCUUUUGAUGAGACUUUGUCUUUACCGAACCAGGAAAGGAGCAGUUCGAACCAGGAAUACAGCCAGUUCAAAAACGGACCUACUGAUAUAUACAAUAAUAGUAAUCAGCUGCCUACUCUAUCCCAGAAAUCUAAUGGAUCCGACGCUUUGAGUUCUGAUAAGAGCAAGUCAGUAUCAACCAACUCGACUAAUGAAGGGGGUGGUCCUAUAAGGCUGAAAAAUACCCCUAAUACCGAGUUAUCCUACCGAGAGGAGGAUUCAGAUGAUGAGAGCUUUCGAACAGAUACUGAAGCAGACCCUUAUGCAGUUUUAUCGCCUUUGAAUUCCGAUAAUGAGCACUCGACUUUGAUAUCUUCAAACAAUACAUUGAAUAGAGAUAUGGCGUCUGUGGCAUUAACUUUAGAAGGCAAUGGGUCUCACGAUACUCUUGAUGCUGCUAAUAGCCUUGAAGGAGUUGGUGGAGUAUAUAGAAUUCCUGAAUCGCUAGAUAUUUUUACUAGCUAUGAUGAAGAGUCAGCUGAAGAUUCUAAGAGACAGUCCAUUAAUUUAGGUUCAUGGAAACCAAACACGGAUGGAUAUAGAAAUGCAUUUUUGAAUAAGAUCGGAGCGUUGAAAGAGGGUAAUAAUAUUCACGCUAAUCCAGAUCCAAAAUUACCACCUGUAGAUGUAAAAUUAAAGAACGAGCAUACUUCACCGGGACCAGAAUUCGGUGGUGAUAAUGAUAGUCUUUGGGAAGGAUUCCCGCGGGUUGACGCGUAUUGCGAAGAUGAUUUGCAAUCUGUUGAUGAUACAAAAACUAUUUAUGACAAUCAGACUUUGUACGAUGUGCCUGCAAUCAUGACAAAUAAUAGAAACCUGCCUCCGUUACCGCAAAAGCUUACCGACUUGAAUUAUUCUUCUGAAGGAUUCGCCGCAGAAAAUUCUAUAACAGAUAGUGUUGUUGAUUCUGACUCUGUGUUGAAGAGAUUGCAAGGCGAGAAACCUCCAUCAAAGCCUGCUAUAUUCAAAGAACACUUCUUGUCGAUACCAGAUGGAAUUCAAAUUGAGAAUGCUACAAAGAACGUUCUCCCAGUAUUAGACGUUUGCAAGUUGUUGGAAAGUAAUCUAUCGCAUUCCAGCAAAAUGGAAAAACUAACAGCCCAUAUGAAUGAACUUUCAUCACACGACGGUGGUGUUAGAACAUGGCUUGCGUUUGCACUAAAGUCUACCCAAUCCUCAAAAGACACUAUUUUUUCUGAGUACUGCGUUAACAAGCAUGUUAAGCAGGCGUAUGCAAAUGCAGAAGAAGUCAGUAAAAAGCCUAGUGUUUCAACUACUGUGAAUCAAAAUGUAUCGCAGUUAAAGAAAAAGGUAUUCUCACACAGUGUGAAAGAAGGUGCAAAGGGCUUACUAUCCUCAAUCGGUAAAAAGUUAUAA
Messenger RNA from Eremothecium cymbalariae DBVPG#7215, 2340 nucleotides. RefSeq names its product Fyv8p (gene FYV8). NCBI's taxonomy places the organism in Eukaryota, Fungi, Ascomycota, Saccharomycetes, Saccharomycetales, Saccharomycetaceae. The transcript has a single exon. The record is from RefSeq and is a predicted model, not a curated record. Bases 1 to 2340 code for a protein of 779 amino acids.